Messenger RNA from Priapulus caudatus, 1755 nucleotides. RefSeq lists its product as uncharacterized. The record is from RefSeq and is a predicted model, not a curated record. The coding region runs from base 134 to 1516 and encodes 460 amino acids. Lineage: Eukaryota; Metazoa; Priapulida; Priapulimorpha; Priapulimorphida; Priapulidae. The transcript has 2 exons.
UCGUACGUACUUUGCAGACAAACCAAGGAUUUUUUUCCUAAAUACUGAAAAGUCUGAAAAAGGAAAGAAAUGUCAGCUAAAGAAAAGUGACAGAGUUUUCAAAACCAAACAUGCAUGUCUGUAUUGUAGAAAGAUGGUCUGUAAGCCAACCGCUCACAUGUGCGCUGUCCACAAAGACCAAAAGGAAAUCAUUAGUCUUACCCAUUUAAUGAGAGCAGAGUGUGACAAUGAAACAACCAGAGAGCAGAAAGUUAAAGAACGUCAACGACAGGUGAAUAUACUUCGCAACAAGGGUAACCACAUGCACAACCUCCGUGUGCUCGAAGCCAAUGAAGGUGAAAUUAUUUUGAGCAGAAGACCAGCAGCACCAGGAACUGUCUAUUUAGACAGCUAUGGACCUUGCAAACAUUGUUAUGCAUGGUGUUGCGACAUGACAAAACAUCAGAAUUACAGAUGCAUUGGUAUGAUUGAUAAAACUACCAAGGUCAGUAAAAGAUGUGCUGAAUUGCAAAGUGAUAUUUUGAAGGGAAGAUACAGUGAUGCAUCCCAGCUACUAAAGGAUGAGGUUUAUCCCCGCAUGUUGAAUGAUGAGGUAACACAGAUAGCCACAAGUGAUCCAAUCAUUGUUGAACUAGGAAAUUCCUGGAUAAGAAAGUCUAGAAAGAAUAAGCUGCGAAGAGCCAAUUAUGCAAGCACAAAGAUGAGGACAGCAGCUCGGUUACUGAAAACUCUGAGAAGAUUUGAUUCAACACAUGUGAAUAUGACAGAUUUCCUGGUUCCAGCAAAAUUUGAAAUGGUAGUCUCUGCCACUGUGAAAACCUGUGGUGGAACUGAAGAUAGUUUCUCGCAUCCUUGCACUGCCAUCAAACUUGGACACGACAUACAGCGAAUGACAGAUAUUAAGGAAACAAAAGCACUCAUGGAUGGAAACAAGCAGCAACAAGUGAAUGCAGAGAACUUCAAUAAAUUAAUGAGAAAGAACUGGCAUGAGCAUAUAACAUCGCUUGCUAAUGCUGUAAUAACAGAACGUAAUUUCAACAAGUUAGUGUUACUUCCAAAGCCUGAUGACUUGAAAAAACUCUCAGACCACAUCCAAGGAGAAAUAGGAAAGAUGGAUGUAAUUAAAGACAAAAGUGACUUCAGGAGAGCUGUGGAAUUGGUUGAGGCUCGCCUUCUUACUUACAACAAAAGACGGCCGGGAGAACUUGAGGCUAUAAGCUUGCAGCACUACACUAAUAGACCAGAAGAAGAAGAAGACCACCUAGAAGAGUUUAGGGCAGAUUUGACAGAUCUCGAGAAGCAACUGGUUAGAUCACAUGAAGUACUGACUGUACGAGGCAAACGAGGACGGCCUGUACCUGUGCUCAUCCCACCUGAUGUGUGUCAUCUUUUAAAGUUAAUAUCUGAUGAAGAUGUUCGGCGUAUGGCUGAUGUACAGGGUUCUCCGUAUCUGUUUCCAAAUUAUGGUAAGAGGUUAAAAAAAUUGCGUAGCUAUUUACCUCAAAUUUACUGUUAAUGAAUGCAGUACAGUCGAACCUCAUUACUCCUAACCUCUUAAGGCAUUGAAGAUUAAUAUGUUGUAAAGGUGGUACAUUACAACCAGUUAAUAAUUCCAUAAAUAAUGGAUACAAAUUCCGAACUUGGAGAAUUAUAGUACUUUUAGUAUACGGGUGUAAACAUUAUAAACGGGGUACAUUGUAUCAAGAUUCGACUGUAGUUGGUCAAUAUUUAUUUGUGUAACCCGUCGAGUAGCGG